This is a messenger RNA of Echinococcus granulosus, 246 nucleotides long. RefSeq lists its product as hypothetical. The record is from RefSeq and is a predicted model, not a curated record. The coding region runs from base 1 to 246 and encodes 81 amino acids. Lineage: Eukaryota; Metazoa; Platyhelminthes; Cestoda; Cyclophyllidea; Taeniidae. The transcript has 2 exons.
AUGAAGUCAGCAGCAUCAGUCACAGCAGUGGUGUGUUACUCUGAUGACAACGAUAGUAAUGGUGCCUCGCAUCCUCCUCUAGAGGGCAAAAUUCUGGAUUCCUCAGACCUCUUCGCUUUCGUUUAUUCACCAACGCCCAUUAAGAGGAGAGUGUAUAUAUCACGUAGCAAUACUGGAAGCUGUACGGAUAAUGUUGGAAUGCCGCCUAGUGUGGCUACUCAGGUCAGCCCUGCCGCUGUAACAUGA